Neolamprologus brichardi is the source of this 1962-nucleotide messenger RNA. Lineage: Eukaryota; Metazoa; Chordata; Actinopteri; Cichliformes; Cichlidae. The record is from RefSeq and is a predicted model, not a curated record.
UUAUAGGGCUUGACUCUCCAUCUCUGUUCACAGCUCUUUCUGUCUCCUUCCAUCUGUCUCUCCUUUUCUGUUUCUGCCUCUCUUGCUUUCUCGCUUUCUCCGCAGCUUUGUUCAGCUCGAGCUUUCUCCUGCACUGCAAGCGAGGCUGAAUCUCCUACAUCUCAGCGAGAGCCCAAACUUUUAACGGUGCGUUUGAACAUCUCAGAGGGAGAAAAUCCAGCCGAGCAGCCGCCAUGGAGGCCAUCAAGAAGAAGAUGCAAAUGCUGAAACUGGACAAGGAGAAUGCCAUCGACCGGGCCGAGCAGGCAGAGACAGACAAGAAGGCGGCAGAGGACAAAUGCAAGCAGCUGGAGGAGGAGUUACUGGAUCUGCAGAAGAAGAUGAAGCAGACGGAGGAUGAACUGGACAAAUUCUCUGAGGGCCUGAAAGAUGCUCAGGAGAAACUGGAACUGUCUGAGAAGAAAGCUGCAGAUCAGCAAGCCGACGACGCAGAAGAUCGGGCUCAGGUCCUACAGAGAGAGCUGGACAGGAGUACAAAAACGUUGGCUACGUCUCUCAGUAAAUUGCAGGAAGCCAUUCAAAAAAAUGCUUAUCGUGAAAAACGACGAAUGAAGGUGAUUGAGAACCGAGCGAUGAAGGAUGAGGAGAAGAUGGAGAUUCAGGAGAUGCAGCUGAAGGAGGCCAAACACAUCGCAGAGGAGGCCGACCGCAAAUACGAGGAGGUGGCUCGUAAACUGGUGAUCUUGGAGGGCGAGCUGGAGAGAGCUGAGGAGAGGGCCGAGCUCUCAGAAUGUAAAGCCAGUGACCUAGAGGAGGAGCUGAAAAAUGUGACCAACAACCUGAAGUCCUUAGAAGCCCAGUCUGAGAAGUACUCAGAAAAAGAAGACAAGUACGAAGAGGAGAUCAAAGUUCUGACUGACAAACUGAAGGAGGCUGAAACCCGUGCAGAGUUUGCCGAGAGGACAGUUGCCAAACUGGAAAAGAGCAUCGACGACCUGGAAGAGAAACUAUCACAUGCCAAAGAGGAGAAUCUGGGCAUGCACCAAGUCCUGGACCAGACCCUGCAGGAGCUGAACAGCUUAUAAACACACACAGAGGAAGCUGGAGAGGAUGAGGUCGUCAUUAACAUUCCAUUAAACGUUCGACUCCAUUCCACCUUUCGAGCUGUAAAAUCUUCAUUCCCCACCUAAAGGGGGAUUAACUUAAUGCUUCUCCUUUUUUUUUUCUUUUUUUUUUUUCCCAAGCACAACUUUUUUUUUUUUUUAUAAAGAUUUUUUGAAUCCACUGCUACUUUUUUUUUUUAAACCUCCAGAUGUUCUUGUAGAAAUUCGUUUUUGACCACUUACAAAGAACUGGCACUAAAUUUGUCCAAAGAAACCUCAGAUUUGGUCACUCAACCACUUAAACAGACUUAAUUUUACACAUUAUGUGCACAUACAUUACACUUCUGAUUAUUUUUAAUACAUAGGCUACAUAUGGCAUAGGGGUUUGCUCAGUCUUGUGUGGCUUUUAAGCGCCACCUAGUGGUAAUUUGAAGUUAGUCAACUUUUUUUUUAUUAUUAUUAUUAUUUUUCCAUUUUAUCUCCAGCGGCUGCAAAUUAACAGAUAUUUGACAGAUCUGUGCUCGUCUCAGUCUCUUUUUGUGUUAGAACAACACAACAGUCACGUGAACAGAUGACCUGAUAGCAAGGCUGGGUGAUUCAGACUUCUUUACAUUUAAUUAUAACGUAAUGCCUCUUUGGCCAAGGUGUUGAACCUGAUGCGGACGUUCUGAACACUUAAACGCUUGACCUGACCACUGAUACCUAAUGCAUCAUUACCAACAAUGUCAUUGUGUAGCCAAUAUUUACAAUAUGAGUGAGCUAAACCCCAAACCACUGGAAGCUCAGUCAAGUUUUAUCAACCAUGGAAACUUAUUGUAUAUAGUAGAAUAAUGUUAGGUAAUGUGAGAAGUUGUAUUUU